GAGAGCAACCGUCGUCGCCGAGUGCCAGCCCACGAAGCUCCAGCCCCAGCGGCAGCAUCGGCAGCAUCGGCAGCAUCGGCAGCAGUAGCAGCAGCGAGGGAGGGGGAGGAGGGGUGAGCGGCCGGGGGGGGGACCCGCGCGGCCCCAGCCCCCUGCUGGAUGUCAUCUCCGAGGACGCCAUGGAGAUGGAUCUCGCUGUUGACCAAGUGAUCGACCCUGAAGUGGCCCUGAAGGCGUGCCAGGAAGUCCUUCUCCAGGUCCAGCUUCAGAACAGGGAGGGGCCUGACCAGCAACAACAACAACAAAAACAACAACAACAAGUAAAUAACAACAACAUGGACCUAACGGAGGGGGGUGCCAGUCCUCAGUGGGACGCCGGCUCCAUCAGAGAAGAAGAAGAAGAAGAAGAGGAGGGAGAGAAACACGGCGCUGUGAGAGAGAUAUCCCAGUCUUCUUCUUCUGCUGCUGCUGCUGCUGCUGCGUCCAAACAGUCGUGGCUGCUGCGCCUGUUCGAGUCCAAGCUGUUUGACGUUUCCAUGGCAAUCGCCUACUUGUACAAGUCCAAGGAGCCUGGCGUGCAGGCCUACAUCGGGAACCGGCUCUUCAGCUUCCCGGACAGUGAGGUGGACUUCUACCUGCCGCAGCUGCUCAACAUGUACGUGCACAUGGACACGGAGGUCGGGGACGCCAUCAGCCCGUACCUGAUCUACCGUUGCCGCGGCGGCAUUGCCUUCUCCCUCCUGACGGCGUGGCUGUUGGGCGCGUACUCGUCCGACAUGCACAUCUCCACGCAGCGCCACUCCAGAGGGGCCAAGCUCCGCAAACUCAUCCUGUCGGACGAGCUCAAACCUUCGUCUCCGCCGCCUGCGUCCAUCUCCGGUGGCAGCCCGGCGUCCUCGCCGUCACACCGCCGGCGCUGCCACCGGAGACACAACAGCAGCAGCGUGGAGUCCUCACUGUCUCUCUGCGCGGCCGGGCCCGUCCCGGCGGAGGCAGAGGCGGACGUGUUCGUCUCACCGUCCCGCCGGACGCACCAGAGGUCCAAGUCAGACGCCACCACGGCGAGCGGCGGGCACAGCGCCGGCCUCCGGCGGACGGGAAGUAACCCCAAAGUGGAAGCUGUCCAUGAGGAGUCCCUGCUGGGCAUCGGGAAGCGCUUGGCCACGCUGCCGACCAAGGAGCAGAAGACGCAGCGGCUGAUCUCGGAGCUGUCGCUGCUCAACCACAAGCUGCCGGCGCGCGUCUGGCUGCCCACCGCCGAACGCCAGCACCACGUGUGCCGCGUCCCGCACACGCAGGCCGUCGUGCUCAACUCCAAGGACAAGGCUCCGUACAUUAUCUACGUUGAGGUCUUGGAGUGCGAGAGCUUCGAGACGUCUCCGGUUCCAGUCCGGAUCCCGGAGACGAGGAUCCGCUCGGCUCGCUCUGCGGAAAACCUGGACUGCGGCGUUAGCGCUGCUAACGCUAUCGCUAACGGUGGCAGCGGAAUAACGUCGGAGCAUCGGGCGGGGAGCUUCUCCACGGUCCCGAACUACGACAAUGACGACGAGGCCUGGGCCACCGACGACAUCGGACAGCUGCAGGUAGAGGUGGAGACCCAGACCAGCAGCUCUGAUAAUAUCAGUCAGUUUUCAGUCGACAGCAUCACGAGUCUGGAGAGCAAAGAGCCGGUCUUCAUCGCCGCCGGAGACAUCAGGCGACGUCUGUCGGAGAACCUCGCUCACACGCCCACCUCGUUCCGGAGAGACCCCGAGGACCCGUCAGCGGUCGCCCUCAAGGAACCCUGGGAGGAGAAAGUCAGGAGGAUCAGAGAAGCCUCUCCGUACGGUCACCUGCCCAACUGGCGGCUGCUGUCGGUCAUCGUGAAGUGUGGUGACGACCUGCGCCAGGAGCUGCUGGCCUAUCAGGUGCUCCGACAGCUCCAGUCCAUCUGGCAGCAGGAGAGAGUUCCUCUGUGGAUCAAGCCCUAUAAGAUUCUGGUGAUGUCGUCCGACAGCGGGAUGAUCGAACCCGUCCUGAACGCCGUCUCUCUGCACCAGGUGCGUAAACAGAGCCAGCUGUCUCUGCUGGACUACUUCCUGCAGGAACACGGCAGCUUCACCACCGAAGAGUUCCUCACCGCCCAGAGGAACUUCGUCCAGAGCUGCGCCGGAUACAGUCUCAUCUGUUACCUGCUACAGGUCAAAGACAGACACAACGGGAACAUCCUGCUGGACUCUGAGGGCCACAUCAUCCACAUCGACUUCGGCUUCAUCCUCUCCAGCUCGCCGCGCAACCUCGGCUUCGAGACGUCCGCCUUCAAACUCACCUCGGAGUUCGUCGAUGUGAUGGGAGGUCUGAAUGGCGACAUGUUCAUCUACUACAAGAUGUUGAUGCUCCAGGGUCUCAUCGCUGCCAGGAAACACAUGGAGAAGGUUCUGCAGAUAGUGGAGAUCAUGCAGCAAGGUUCCCACCUGCCCUGUUUCCACGGCUCCAGCACCAUCCGCGGCCUGAAGGAGCGUUUCCACAUGUCUCUGACUGAGGAACAGCUGCAGCUGCUGGUGGAGCAGCUGGUGGACGGAUCCAUGCGCUCCAUCACCACCAAACUCUAUGACUCCUUCCAGUACGUCACCAACGGCAUCAUGUGACCACUGACCACGUCGACGACAACUCCGCCAGACACUGAUUAGGGGUGUAAAAUACAACUUUUAUCACGAUAAAUCGAUUCUUUGGACAAUGAUACAAUAUUUUCUGAUUUCUUAGUCUGUCACGUUACGAUAUAUUGAUUCAAUUCAGGGUCCUGCGAUCGAUACGAGACAGUUAGCGUGGCGGUUGCGUGGCGUUUUCUGUUU
Perca flavescens (yellow perch) is the source of this 2831-nucleotide messenger RNA. RefSeq names its product phosphatidylinositol 4-kinase, catalytic, beta. The coding region runs from base 180 to 2627 and encodes 815 amino acids. Gene Ontology annotation, cellular component: membrane; cytoplasm. Gene Ontology annotation, molecular function: 1-phosphatidylinositol 4-kinase activity. The record is from RefSeq and is a predicted model, not a curated record. The transcript is spliced from 13 exons. Gene Ontology annotation, biological process: phosphatidylinositol-mediated signaling; phosphatidylinositol phosphate biosynthetic process. Lineage: Eukaryota; Metazoa; Chordata; Actinopteri; Perciformes; Percidae.